Loa loa (African eye worm) is the source of this 327-nucleotide messenger RNA. RefSeq lists its product as hypothetical. The transcript has a single exon. The annotation marks the transcript as partial. NCBI's taxonomy places the organism in Eukaryota, Metazoa, Nematoda, Chromadorea, Rhabditida, Onchocercidae. The record is from RefSeq and is a predicted model, not a curated record.
AUAUAUAUAUUAUAUAUAUAUAUAUAUAUAUAUAUAUAUAUAUAUAUAUAUAUAUAUAUAUAUAUAUAUCGCUUGACAAUUCAAUUCCUAAGAGGAAGAUCCUCGUAUUUCAAACAUCAAAUGAAUAUUACAAUACAUAUCUGUCAUGUCUUCUUACAAUGCCAUCAAAUGCAAAAAAAUAUGGUCACAUUUAAUCAGGCUAAAAGGUUAAAAGAUUUUACUUUACAUGUGUUACUUUACAUAUAUAUAUAUAUAUAUAUAUGUACAGUUAUGAUUUUGAAGUACAUUACAUGCUGGCUGUUUCAAUUAGAUACUGCCGUAAUGUAA